Messenger RNA from Coccinella septempunctata (seven-spotted ladybird), 3038 nucleotides. RefSeq names its product peroxisome biogenesis factor 1 (gene Pex1). Gene Ontology annotation, biological process: protein import into peroxisome matrix. Gene Ontology annotation, cellular component: peroxisome; cytosol; peroxisomal membrane. Gene Ontology annotation, molecular function: ATP hydrolysis activity; ATP binding. The record is from RefSeq and is a predicted model, not a curated record. NCBI's taxonomy places the organism in Eukaryota, Metazoa, Arthropoda, Insecta, Coleoptera, Coccinellidae.
UCAAACGUCAAACAGUGAUAUAACCUCAAAAUUGCCAAAAUUUGUUUAUAAUGUUGGAAAAAUUAUUAUUGGUUCGAUAUAUGAAUAUUAGAAAUAACUUCUGCUUUUUAGACUCUAAUUUAACUAAAGAAGUGGGUUUUAACGCUACGGUCAAGCUCACAGAUGAAGAAAAUAGAGAAUUUUUCUUCUCAGUUAGUCCCCAAAUACAGAAUAUUGAAGAAGGCUUUAUAGGAAUCAAUUCAGUGUUUGCGAAAUUAUUAAAUAUAAAAGAAAAUAGUUCUCUUUUAUUGGCAAAUAUAGGACCGGUAACAAAAGUAACCAGUUUUACCAUUCACCCAUUGAGAUUUGAUGACUUCCACGUCUUGGAUUUACUGAAAAAUGAAGUUGAAAAUUGUGUCUUGAACCAAACUAGUGUUGUGGGGUGUAAUCAAGAGCUCCUCAUUUGGAUUGGGGAAAAUUUGAAUAUUCCCGUGAAAAUAGUUUCUGUAGAACCAUCGUCUCCAGGAAUACUCCAUAACUUAACCGAAUUAAUCAUUCUACCAUACAUGAAAAAAACAGAAGUAGUACAAACUAAAAGUAAUAUUCCUCUAAUAGAUGAAAUUCCACUCAAAACACUCUCCUUUAAUAUGGUGAAUUUACCAGAAAAACUAACUGAGAGAGAAAAACUAAUAGAGAACAAAAUCAAAACAUAUUUCAAUAGGAAAGAACAUUAUAAGGGGAGAUUGGUUCCUUGUUAUCGUUUAGAAGUUUAUCCUAAAUCAUUAUGUUCACAUGAAUUCAAUAUACUUAUACAUAAAAAAACAGCACCUCUGACAUGGAGAAAAUAUGAUAGCUUUGAACAUCCAAUUUUCUGUUCACUGAGUAUCAUCAAUAAUUCCAAUGCUAAAACCCUGUUUGUUAGGGUUUACAUUGUUGAAGAAAUACCAGAGGAGACCAUUGGAUUCAAUAAUAUUUUUGUUAAUGAAUAUUUAUUUAAAAUCCUCAAAUGUGAUCUAGGAACUGCUGUUUUACUUGAGCCCUUAGCAAUAAAAGAUAUUUCUAACGAAAUAGAAGUACAUGCUAUGCAUGAUAGAAAAGAUCUGAAAAGUAUGCUACAGGAUUACCUUGCUGAUAAAUGCAAAUCUCUUUCAUUGGUUCUCAAUGCUGAUAUCCCAAUAGAGUUAGGAAAUGGUAUUGUCUGCAGUCUGAAAUUCAAACCUCAUUACAACAAAUACUGUAUUAUUGACCCUGAAUUUUUGAGAACUUGUAAGUAUUCUUUUGAGGAUGAUCCUAUACAGAGACUUCCUGCUUGUGAGAAAACAGAAAAUAUUGAUUUUAUUGAAACAUCAAAUAACUGCAAUAUAAUACAUGAUAUUGUAGAGAAUAUAAAACAUAAUAUGGAGAACAAUGAGGGAAUGGGAUGUUAUCUGAUAACUGGAAAUAUUGGAACUGGAAAGUCAAAAAUUGUUGAACACAUCAAGAAUUUGCUUUGUAAAUCACCAUGCUUUUUAUACUCUGAAAUAAUUGAAAGUAAGUCAUUCAAAGGAAAAACUAUAGAUUCCUUACAUAAAGUUUUUACCACCAUUUUGGAAAAUUUGGCUGCUCAUGAACCUUCAAUACUUUUUAUUGAUGACUUACAUAUUUUAUGUAAAAAUGUAGAGGACAAUGAUGUCCAAUUGCAAAAUGCUUUAUAUUAUGACAGAAUAUCAGAAAUGAUAUAUCUACUGCUUAUUUCUGUUAUCAAGAAUUAUGCCAUAGGAAUUGUAGCAACUGCUAGUUCAGUUGAUGAGCUGAAUAAUAAUAUUCAUCAUACAAGAGGAACUUAUUUAUUUGGGAAUAUAAUAUAUAAUAUUGAUGAAUUGACUAAGGAUGACAGAAGGAAUAUUCUGAAAUAUUUCUUCAAAGAUCAUCAUUGUGAGUGUGACUUUGAUUUUUUGUCCCAAAAAACUGAAGGAUAUGUCUUCCAAGACUUAUAUGACUUGGGACAAAGAACAAUAUUUCAGUCUGUAAAAAAUGAUAAUGACAAAAUUCAAGAAGAGCAUUUUGAAAGAGCUCUAUCCCAAAUGGUUAUUUUGUCACAUAGUAAUAUCAAGCUCCACUCUCCUGGGGAAAAAGAUUUUUCAAAUGUGGGAGGCCUUACUGAUGUUAAAAAAAUCUUAAGUGAAUGUUUAAUGUGGCCACUGAAGUAUCCCAAUUUGUUUAACUCUGCUCCACUCCGCUUGCAAUCUGGUCUUUUGCUUUAUGGGCCACCAGGUACAGGAAAAACGUUAUUGGCAGGUGCUGCUGCCAAGGAAUAUGGAGUAAGGUUGAUCUCCAUAAAGGGUCCAGAAUUACUUUCCAAGUACAUUGGUGCUAGUGAACAAGCAGUGAGGGAUAUUUUUCUGCAAGCCCAAAGUGCCAAGCCCUGUAUAUUGUUUUUUGAUGAAUUUGACAGCUUAGCACCAAGACGAGGCCAUGACAGUACAGGGGUAACAGAUCGUGUCGUUAAUCAGCUAUUAACACAAAUGGAUGGUGUAGAAUCGUUGAGUGGUGUUUUUGUACUGGCAGCUACCUCAAGACCUGAUUUGCUCGACCCUGCACUUUUAAGACCGGGCCGUUUAGAUAAACAGAUUUAUUGUCAGCUUCCUGAUAAGGAUUCCCGACUCGAUAUCCUCAAAGUCCUAUCGAAGUCCCUGAAACUAUGUGAAGAUGUGAACUUAGAAGAAGUAGCUGAAAACACAGACGGUUAUUCGGGUGCCGACUUACAAUCAGUCCUCUACAAUGCCCAAUUAUCGACCAUGGAGCAUUUGAUGUCGGAAGACAACACGAUCACGGAGGAAUUGAAAGCUAUUACACAGGAGGUAUUGAUGGUAUCCCUUCUAAAAACAAGACCAUCACUAACCAAAGAGGAAAAGCAAAAAUAUUCUUUAAUAUAUUCCAAAUUUCAAGGGAAAGACGUCGACUUUUUGAAACCAGGUACUAAAGCAAGUUUAGCCUAGAUUCAUGGUUGAUCAGAGGAAAUAUUGUUGUUGAUUGUUAUAUUUUUACAGAUUUAUUGAUAAUAAAACGGAAAUUGGUUA